Helobdella robusta is the source of this 3873-nucleotide messenger RNA. RefSeq lists its product as hypothetical. Bases 1 to 3873 code for a protein of 1290 amino acids. The record is from RefSeq and is a predicted model, not a curated record. The transcript is spliced from 21 exons. Lineage: Eukaryota; Metazoa; Annelida; Clitellata; Rhynchobdellida; Glossiphoniidae.
AUGAUAUUCAACGCAGCUGUGGACGGGCAGUGGGGAGCAUGGACAGCCUGGUCAACCCUUCCAAUGACUUGCACGGUUACAGGCAAUCCGGAAUACGUAACAAGAUCCAGGGCGUGCAACAAUCCGGUUCCUGUGGGAGAUGGCUUGUACUGCGUUGGCAAUCCUAAUGAUAAUAAAUCAGUUACUCUCCCAAGAUGUCCGGUGAACGGCGGUUGGAGCCAGUGGUCGCAAUGGUCACAGCCUUCGAUGACGUGUAGCAUGAGUGGCACUCCAGAGAUUGUCAGCAGAACGAGACAGUGUAACAAUCCAGCCCCGGUAGCUGAUGGCCUGCCCUGCCAGGGGAGUGACACCGAGAGCAAAUCCGUCCCCAUGCCAAGAUGUCCUGUUAAUGGGGGUUGGAGCCAGUGGUCUCAGUGGUCAUCUCCCCCUGCCACGUGUACAACGACCGGAAAUCAAGAGGCGGUCAGCCGGACGAGGCAGUGCAACAAUCCCACUCCUGUAGCUAAUGGCAUGCCAUGUUCCGGCAGUGAUGUGGAUAGCAAGAUGGUUUCCCUACCAAGAUGCUCGGUGAACGGUGGUUGGAGCCAGUGGUCGCACUGGUCACUACCUCCGAUGACGUGUAGCAUGAGUGGCACUCCAGAGAUUGUCAGCAGAACGAGACAGUGUAACAAUCCAGCCCCCGUAGCUGAUGGCCUGCCCUGCCAGGGUAGUGACACCGAGAGCAAAUCCGUCCCCAUGCCUAUAUGUCCCGUCAAUGGUGGCUGGAGCGUGUGGACGCAGUGGUCGUCGGUGGCAAUCACAUGCACGAUGACAGGGAACCAGGAGACAGUUACACGGACCAGACAAUGCAACAAUCCCACUCCCGUUGGAAAUGGUCAGCCCUGCUUUGGCAGCAAUACGGAUAGCAAACAAACCUCUCUGCCUAGAUGCGCCAUCAACGGGGCUUGGAGCACUUGGUCAAAAUGGUCGUCUGCGGCUGUUAGUUGCUCUCAAAAUGACGAAUCGAUCUCGGUUUCUCGGAUUCGAUCCUGCGAUAAUCCGGCCCCAUCCGCUGGCGGAGCACCUUGCUCCGGUAGCAAUACCGAUACGAAAACGGUAGAUUUGCCAGUCUGCGCGGUGAACGGCGGUUGGAGCCAGUGGUCGCAGUGGUCACUACCUUCGAUGACGUGUAGCAUGAGUGGCACUCCAGAGAUGGUCAGCAGAACGAGGCAGUGUAACAAUCCAGCUCCCGUAGCUGAUGGCCUGCCCUGCCAGGGGAGUGACACUGAGAGCAAAUCCGUCCCCAUGCCAAGAUGUCCCGUGAAUGGAGGUUGGAGUAUGUGGGGUCCGUGGUCUAGCCCUUCCAUCACAUGUAGCCUGGGUGCGAGCCAGGAUCUGACGGUGACGAGAUCGAGACUGUGUAACAAUCCCAUUCCGGUUGGAGAUGGAAUGUAUUGCGUCGGCAGCGAUACGGAUUCGAAGACCGUUCACGUUGAGAGAUGUGCGGUCAAUGGAGCCUGGGGUUCUUGGUCUCGCUGGUCAUCUCCGACUGUCACUUGCACUUCAAACGGAGAGUCGGUAAUGGUAACUCGGACAAGAAUGUGUGACAGCCCUGCUCCGCUCGGAUCCGGAUCGCCCUGUCCCGGUAGCAAUACCGAGACGAAAUCUGUCGAGACUCCUAUCUGUGCUGUAAAUGGAGCCUGGAGCAGUUGGACGCUGUGGUCGCCAACGAGCGUCACGUGCACCGCGAGCGGCAGUCCAGUGUACGUGACGAGGUCAAGGAUGUGCAACAAUCCCACACCGGUCGGUGAUGGAAUACCGUGUAUUGGUAGCGAUACCGAGACGAAAUCUGUUCCUAUGAAGAUGUGCCCGGUGAACGGUGGUUGGAGCCAGUGGUCGCAGUGGUCACUACCUUCGAUGACAUGUAGCAUGAGUGGCACUCCAGAGAUGGUCAGAAGAACGAGACAGUGUAACAAUCCAGCCCCCGCAGCUGAUGGCCUGCCCUGCCAGGGGAGUGACACCGAGACAAAGAUGGUGCCAAUGAAGAUUUGUCCGGUGAAUGGAGGUUGGAGUAUGUGGGGUCCAUGGUCCAGCCCUACCAUCACAUGUAGCAUAGGUGGGAGCCAGGAUUUGACGGUGAUCAGGACCAGACUGUGUAACAAUCCCACUCCCACUGGCGACGGCAUGUAUUGCGUCGGCAGUGAUACGGAUUCGAAGACUGUCUCCAUCAAAAUGUGUGCCGUGAACGGCGGUUGGAGCCAGUGGUCGCAGUGGUCACUGCCUUCGAUGACGUGUAGCAUGAGUGGCACUCCAGAGAUGGUCAGCAGAACGAGGCAGUGUAACAAUCCAGCCCCCGCUGCUGAUGGUCUGCCCUGCCAGGGGAGUGACACUGAGAGCAAAUCUGUCUCUAUGCCUAUAUGUCCCGUCAACGGUGGCUGGAGCGUGUGGACGCAGUGGUCGUCGGUGGCGAUCACAUGCACGAUGACAGGGAACCAGGAGACAGUCAUACGGACCAGACAAUGCAACAAUCCCACUCCUGUUGGAAAUGGUCAGCCCUGCUUUGGCAGCAAUACGGAUAGCAAACAAACCUCCCUGCCUAGAUGCGCCGUUAAUGGGGGCUGGAGUCCCUGGUCGCGGUGGUCCUCCACAGCCGUUAGUUGCACCGGAAAUGGAGAAUCGGUAUCCGUUUCUAGAAUAAGAAUGUGCGACAAUCCGACACCAUCCGGUAAUGGACAGCCGUGCGUGGGAAGCAAUACCGACACGAAACCGGUCGAAAUGCAAGUUUGUGCUGUUGAUGGGGCGUGGAGCUCUUGGUCUCAGUGGUCCGCAGUCUCCAUUAGUUGUACCAUGACCGGAAAACCGGAGUAUGUGAGCCGGACGAGGAUGUGCAACAAUCCGGCUCCUGUUGGCGAUGGGCUGCCCUGCAAUGGAGAGAGCGCCGAAACAAAAUCCGUUGAUGUACCGAAGUGCAGUAUAAACGGGGGCUGGAGUGAAUGGUCGCAGUGGACCACAGCCUCAGCUACUUGCAGCAGCAACGGACAACCGGUAUCGGUAUCUCGAGUCAGGAAAUGUAACAAUCCGGUACCGGUUGGUUUCGGUUCUAUGUGCCCUGGUAUGAGGAAGGAAGUUAAAUACGUUCACGUCCCGGACUGCAGUGUAGAUGGCGCUUGGAGCAGUUGGUCCCCGUGGUCAGCUCCAUCGGUUAGUUGUAACCCAGGGGGAAAUCCGGUAUACGUUUCCCGGUCCAGACUGUGCAACAAUCCGGUUCCGGUCGGUUCGGGACUGCCGUGCUACGGUAACAGCACCGAUUCGAAGAUGGUGUAUUUACCGAUGUGCAGUGUGAACGGAUCUUGGAGCAGCUGGGGAAGGUGGUCAUCUACGGCCGUUAGUUGUACCGACACGGAUAGCCCGGUGUACGUUUCGAGAGUCCGGAAUUGCGAUAAUCCGGCGCCAAGCGGUGACGACGGCUGGGAUUGUCUCGGAAGUAGAUCGGAAUCGAAACCAGUUACUCUGCCAAUAUGCGCCAUAGACGGAUCUUGGGGCCAGUGGGGACCCUGGACGGAAGUCCCGCGCACUCCCACUAGCGAUCCGAAAUUGGACAACUUUUCGAGAACCAGGAAAUGUGAUAGCCCCCCUCCAUCUAAUGGGGGCAUGGAUUGUGUUGGGCCCUCUGUGGAUUACAAAUCUGUCGCCUGUACUAAGUGUAGUAAAUGGACAGACUGGACACCCUGGGGCACCUGCGGGGCUGAAAGACCUGACAUUACCACCCGCCAUCGUCAGUGCCUGCCCAUCAAAGGUCAAUGUCUGGGUCAUUACAAAGAGGGCAAAAGUUGUCGAUCUACUACUACUUCUACUACUAAAACGCCAAUGAUUCAGUAUGGAAAGAAGCGCUGA